AUGGAGGAACUUGAGCGUUUAUCAUUAGUCUCUAAAGUGUGCUCUGAACUGGACAAUCAUUUUGGGAUUAAGGACAAAGAUGUUGCGGAGUUCAUAAUCGAGUUAGCAACAAUUAGUAAAACUUUUGACAAGUUUAAAAGAGCUCUAGCUGAGGAAGGACUCGCGGAUCAAUUUGAUGAUUCGCUCACUGCAAAUCUGCUCCGUUUGAUCCACCAUAUGUUGCCGAAGUCGAAGGGAAAGAAAUACCAGAAGAAGACGUCAGACUCUCAUAAGAUCACAUUGAUUUCCGAUGCAAAGGAGGAAAUUAAGGCAAGACUCCCUGCCCUUGCGAUGCCCAAUAGCAACACUGACAAUAUGAUGGAUCAGUUAGAAAGUCUGGUUCCGAAAUGGAAGGAAAUAGUGGAUUUAUCAACGUCGAGAGCUUUAUCCUUUUCUAUUCUUUUUUUAUCUAUUCAUAAUAAAAUCUCUUUUCACCGUUUACUUAGGUCGAGUUUGGAGGAUGACCGGCACAGGAGUAGACGUAGUGAAAAUGUCAGGCAUGAUCGACGUCGUAGGAGAAGUGAUGAUAGAAAAUCCGAAAGAGAAAGAAAGAGAGACAGAGCUUAUAAGGACUUACCGGAUGUCCCUGAAAUAGGACACAUCUACAGCGGUAGAGUGGUGAGCAUCCAGUCGUUUGGAGCAUUCAUUCAGCUAGAAGGUAUUCGGCAGCAAACUCAAGGUUUGUGUCAUAUUUCUCAACUAAGGAAUGAACGAGUAAACGCGGUUGCUGAUGUGCUUACUAGAGGCCAACAUGUCAAAGUUAAGGUGUUAAAAGUUGAAGGAGGAAAGAUCUCCUUGUCUUUGAAAGAGGUGGAUCAAGCAACGGGAGAAGAUCUCAAUCCACAGGAAGCACAGUUGCUAUCCGAUGCCAUUGGAGUAAAUGAUUUGCGAAAUCCAGAAGCGCCUUGGUCGAAUCCUGAGAACUCCAACGUACUAGGUUCCGUUGCUCCAAAUACGAGCAUUCUUUGCAGUGGUAAAAGUCGUGUUCGUAUGUCCACACCUGAAAGAUGGGAAUGGCAACAAAUGGUAGGAGCUGGAGUUGUUACAAAUUUGGAUAGACCUGAUUUCGACGAAGAUUCCGGCGUGUUGCGAAAAGAUGAGGAAAGUGACGGCGAGGACUACGAGGUUGAGCUAGUUGAAGAAGAGCCUGAAUUCCUCCGUGGUUAUGGCAAAGGAAACCAAGAAAUUGAGCCAGUGAAGGUGGUUAAGAAUCCGGAUGGGAGUAUGGCGCAAGCAGCAUUGAUGCAGGGAGCAUUAGCAAAAGAGAGACGUGAAGCGAAGAUACAAGCGCAACGAGAGAAGGAUGCGGAAAAGAAUAGUGGCUUGCGUUCUACAAGCACAAGGAUUCUGGAUCCAAUGCAGGACAGAGAACUGGACAACGACGAUUCCAGAGGACCUAUGAGAAGGGACAAGGAUAUGCCAGAAUGGAUGAAACAUGUGACAGCUGGUGGAAAAGCCACGUAUGGCAGACGAACCAAUUUGAGCAUGAAAGAACAGCGAGAAUCUCUUCCUAUUUUCGCGCUAAAGAAGUCGUUGAUUCAAGCUAUGACGGAUAAUCAAAUUCUUGUUGUAAUUGGUGAGACCGGAUCUGGAAAAACUACUCAAAUAACUCAAUAUGCUGUCGAAGCUGGUUUUGCACGAAAAGGUCGAAUUGGUUGUACACAGCCUAGGCGUGUGGCAGCUAUGUCAGUUGCGAAACGUGUCGCCGAGGAGUUCGGUGCUAAGCUAGGACAGGAAGUUGGAUAUACAAUUCGUUUUGAGGAUUGUACGAGUCAAGAUACAAUAAUCAAGUACAUGACGGACGGUAUGCUUUUGCGCGAGUGCUUGGUUGAUCCGGAUCUCAUGUCCUAUUCGCUUAUUAUGUUGGACGAAGCACAUGAAAGAACUAUUCAUACCGACGUUCUAUUUGGUUUGCUGAAAGCUGCAGCUAAGAAACGAUCUGACCUCAAGCUCAUCAUUACUAGUGCCACUCUGGAUGCUGUGAAGUUUUCGGAAUACUUUUUUGAAGCUCCAAUUUUUACAAUUCCUGGACGUACAUUCCCUGUAGAGAUUUUGUACACAAAAGAACCAGAAACGGACUAUUUGGAUGCGGCACAUAUAACCGUUAUGCAAAUACAUCUGACAGAGCCACCUGGUGAUAUUCUGGUCUUUCUCACCGGACAGGAGGAAAUCGAUACUUCUUGUGAGGUGCUGUACGAACGAAUGAAGGCUUUAGGACCUGAUGUUCCUGAGUUAAUUAUUUUGCCAGUGUACGGAGCGCUACCAUCGGAAAUGCAAACCCGUAUAUUUGAUCCUGCUCCGCCUGGUAAAAGAAAGGUUGUAAUUGCUACCAAUAUUGCUGAAACCUCGUUAACUAUUGAUGGGAUAUACUACGUCGUCGAUCCUGGUUUUGUAAAACAGAAGAUUUACAAUCCCAAGAGUGGAAUGGAUUCAUUGGUUGUAACCCCUAUCAGUCAAGCAGCUGCAAAGCAACGAGCAGGACGUGCUGGAAGGACGGGGCCUGGAAAGUGCUAUCGCCUCUAUACAGAAAGAGCUUAUAGAGACGAAAUGUUACCUACUCCUGUUCCGGAGAUUCAGCGUACUAAUCUGGCAGCAACACUACUUCAGCUAAAAGCCAUGGGAAUCAAUAAUCUUAUCGAUUUUGAUUUUAUGGAUGCUCCUCCAUUGGAUUCCAUGAUUACUGCACUUCACCAGUUGCACACCUUGUCUGCUUUAGAUGGUGAUGGUCUAUUAACUAAACUUGGUCGACGAAUGGCAGAAUUUCCGUUAGAGCCGUCGUUAGCGAAAUUGCUCAUAAUGUCAGUUGAGCUAGGAUGUUCCGAAGAAGUGCUGACGAUUGUCUCGAUGCUUUCCGUGCAGAACGUUUUCUACCGACCAAAGGAAAAGCAGGAGCAAGCAGACCAGAAGAAAGCUAAAUUUCAUCAACCAGAAGGUGACCACGUGACAUUGCUUGCCGUGUACAAUUCGUGGAAGCACCAUCACUUUAGUCAACCGUGGUGCUUUGAAAACUACGUGCAGAUAAGGACUUUGAAACGUGCACAGGAUAUUCGAAAGCAGUUGCUGGGCAUCAUGGAUCGUCACAAAUUAGAUCUGGUUAGUUGUGGAAGGGACGUACAGCGGAUUCAGAAGGCAAUUUGUUCCGGAUUUUUCAAGAAUGCUGCGAAGCGUGACCCUCAGGAGGGCUAUCGGACACUUGUCGAUGGACAAAAUGUAUUCAUUCAUCCGUCAUCAGCACUAUUUCAAAAUCAGCCUGAAUGGGUUGUAUAUCAUGAACUUGUUAUGACGACUAAGGAAUACAUGCGAGAAGUCACCGCAAUCGACCCUCGAUGGUUGGUGGAAUUCGCGCCGUCAUUCUUCAAAAUGGGCGACUCUACGAAGCUAUCCACAUUUAAAAAGAAUCAGAAGAUCGAUCCUCUUUUCGACAAAUAUGCGGAUGCAAAUGCAUGGCGUAUCACUCGUGUCAAGAAGAAGAUCUACAACCCCAACAGAUGA
Messenger RNA from Angiostrongylus costaricensis, 3531 nucleotides. The record is from the annotation of a GenBank genome assembly. Lineage: Eukaryota; Metazoa; Nematoda; Chromadorea; Rhabditida; Metastrongylidae.